UGUCAUCAAAGUGUAAAGUGUGAUAAAAAUGAUAACGUCUGGAAUUAAACUGCCUUGGUCCUCCAGCAAGGUGCCGCCCAGUCAAGUGAUUGUGACCAUUUUCCUGUGCCUAGCCGUCUUCUACGGCCUGGUUAAGCUCGUCGCCAUUCCGCUGCGAAUCGAUGACUUUGACAGCUUCAGACCAAAUCCCACUGAGGAUGGGCAGUCACCAGGUCAAGGAUUUGGAAAAUCUGAGAUAGACCCCUGAGCCCAGCCAGCAAUCAUCAUCGUUAAUGUAAUGUGGGUAAUGUGGGUGGUGGCACAUCGGAGACCACUGUGCCUUUGCCCGACUUGCUUGGCGCUUGGCGCUUUGCAAUUGCGAUUGUAAUUGCAAAUUAAUUAAAUUUAAGCAUGAACAACAUGUCAGACGGCCAGCGCCGUUCAAAUCCAAUUUACGAUAGCAAUUAAACGCAAUUUAACAGCGUAUUUGCUUAUCAUUGUAGUCUACUGAGCAGAUUCGAACGCUU
Molecule: messenger RNA, 506 nt
Organism: Drosophila teissieri
Lineage: Eukaryota; Metazoa; Arthropoda; Insecta; Diptera; Drosophilidae
Exons: 2
Coding region: 29-247 (72 amino acids)
Source: RefSeq, a predicted model, not a curated record